Messenger RNA from Seriola aureovittata, 2022 nucleotides. It is a transcript of the gene fam113, whose product is annotated as family with sequence similarity 113. The record is from RefSeq and is a predicted model, not a curated record. The transcript is spliced from 11 exons. The coding region runs from base 251 to 1684 and encodes 477 amino acids. NCBI's taxonomy places the organism in Eukaryota, Metazoa, Chordata, Actinopteri, Carangiformes, Carangidae.
GUAUACAAAGGGUUGCUGGAUUCUUUUAUAUAUUUAACUUAGAUAAAAACAACAUUAGAAAAGCAAAUAAACUUUUUGAGAGAUCUUUAGUGGACUACAUACAGAUGUUCCUGACAGCGAGACCACCACUUGCGGAGGUCCGCCAUAUUGUUUGUAGCCAGAUGCCAAAGCGCGCCUGAAAAUUGUGAAAUUUCCCACACGCAUUAAAAGCGUCAUCUAAUUGGAUACACCUGUGUACAUCGGAAUAGUGAUGGAGUCGAAGAGUACUAAGGAGAUAAUGAAGUGCGUGAGCCACCAGCAGGCCAGCCAGCUGCUCCAUAACAAGUUCAUUGUGGUUCUGGGAGACUCCAUUCAGCGGUCUGUAUACAAGGACCUUGUUCUGCUGAUACAGAAGGAGAAAUAUCUCACGUUAAGACAACUCAAGAGUAAGGGGGAGAUGAGCUUUGAACAGGACUGUCUGGUAGAAGGGGGCUGUCUAAGCCAAAUGCACAAUGGAACACAGUACCGAGAGGUUCGGCAAUUUCAGUCGGCCCACCACCUGAUCCGCUUCUACUUUGUGACACGCAUCUACUCUCGCUACAUGCAGAGCAUCCUAGAUGACUUCUGCCACGGCUUGAAACCAGAUGUAGUCAUUGUCAACUCCUGCGUUUGGGACAUUUCAAGAUACAAUUCCUCUUGGAUUGAUGACUACAAGAAGAACCUAUAUACGUUCUUUGAUGAGCUGAGAACCAUUCUGCCUGAGGAAUCCCUGGUCAUAUGGAACCUCACUAUGCCGUUAGCAGAGAAGAUCAAAGGUGGUUUCUUGGUGCCUGAGAUUGAGCACAAGGCCCCCCAGCUGCGUUACGAUGUGAUCGAAGCAAACUUCUACAGCGGGACUCUGGCUGACACCCACGGGAUGGAUGUGUUGGACCUCCACUUCCAGUUCCGCUUCUCCCUGCACCAUCGUACAAACGAUGGAGUCCACUGGAACGCCAUUGCCCACCGCAGGAUAACCUCCCUGCUGUUGCAGCAUGCUGCACAGGCCUGGGGCGUCAGUAUGCCCUGUCCACUGAGAGCUGUUGGACAGUGUAGAGAGACAGGAAAAGCAGGGACAGAGAGAAGACAAAUGACUUGCAGCAGAGGGUCUGUCCGGUCAGGAGUUGAACAGGGGACUCGCUGCUCAGAGCAUUUGCACCCAUGUGGUAUCCGCCCUAAUCACUCGGAAAAUACUGAUGUCACUGUUAAGCGGCCAGUCUAUGGAAAUGCUACCAACUCUGCAGGAGUGCGUCAAGUACAGUGUGCCUCUAACUACCCCAACCCUCCUGCCAACUACUUUUCCAGCAUGGAGAGGUACCCAACCAAAAGAAAUUACAACAGCUACAGGGAGGAGUUAUUCAGCAAUUCCCUCCCUUAUAAAUACUUGAGCUUCGAGGGCCACAACCCGCAGCAGCAGACGUAUCGCCAUGAGGCUGCUGGAGCUUACAGACCUGCCCUCUCACCGCAUCCUUACUCACCAAUCCACAGACACAAAUAUAAACAUGGACAUGUUGGAAAUGGUUUCGACUACAGACCUCCCCACCACUUUGAGCCCUACAAUGAUCACCAUCAUAAGUACGUGAUGAGGAGCCGACGCAGCAGACACCACUAUGCUCCAUACACCCAUCACAGGUCAAAUCAUUACUCACAUAAUAGCCGUUACUACUAAGGUGUUUUACAAGAUUGAGACCUGGUCAAAUUCCUCUUAUCGUGUUAUCUUUUUCCAUCUCUUGCAUCGUCUGCAGUACAUUGUUUGUGUUCUAAGUGCUGAACCAUAUAAAGGCUUGUAACCAGGUGGGAGCAUAAAACCUCAAACUGCUGAGUUCACACCCAGAUUUUAUGUAAUUAGUUGAAUGUCCUCACACAUGCAUACAUGUUUUUCUUAUAUUGUAAAUCAGUAGUCUUAUAGAUGUUUAAAUUUUCAAUUGUUAGUUCGUUUCAUUUUUUAAAUUCUGCAUUUACAAUGUAUCAAGUGUUGUGUUCUAUUAAAGCUGACUAAGAUUUCAA